UCCGAGUGUCGACUGUCGAGUAUAACACUAAUAACAGAUUAACAGUUAAGUUUUUACUUUUAGGCUUCUGUGUACCGGUAGUCUGGACGAGUCUGGAUCUGGUUGGUUUGUGUCAUGGCCAGCAAAUUCACAUACGGCCAGGAACGGAUUGCUCCUGGUUUGUGUGGAUUGUCUAAUCUGGGUAACACUUGUUUCUUGAACUCUGUUCUACAAUGUCUUAGUAACACUGAACCACUAGUUGAAUAUUUUAUUGGAAAAGAAGGAAAAGCUGAGAAGCCAUACAAGAAACAUAUCAAUAGGAACAACCCAUUGGGACUAGGUGGGGUUAUUGCUGAAUCAUUUGGGGCCCUGUUGAAUGACAUGUGGACUGGACAGAAUUCUUAUCUUAUACCACGUCGGUUAAGAAACGUUAUAGCAAGGCAUGCUCCUGAGCUUUUUGACUCUCAGCAACAUGAUUCACACAAAUUAUUAGAUUUUUUAUUAAAUAAGCUACAUGAGGACUUGAAUCUUAUUAAGAAGAGACCCUGUAUUGAAAUGAAUAUUAAAACUGAAGGAAGAGAUGAUAAUGAUAUUGCUAGAGAAUCAUGGCUCUGUUACUUGCAAUGUAAUCAGUCGGUUAUUGUUAGACUUUUUCAAGGACAACUGAAAUCAACUCUUCAUUGUCCAAAAUGUGAAAAGGAAUCACGCACCUUUGAUCCAUUCAUGUACCUCUCCCUACCAAUACCAGUUCAGAAUACAAGAGAUAUUAAAGUUUUUUUGAUCAGAUCUGAUCCACUAGCCAUUAUGAAGAAGUACUGUUUGUCUGUGCCUAAAGAUGGCAAUAUAUUUCAUAUGAAAGAAGAACUACAGAAAAUGAUUGAUAUUGAUCCAUCUAACUUGGUUGUUAUUGAUGUUUAUCACAGUCGAUUCCAUCGUAUUUAUUAUGAUAAAGACCCAAUUAUUCACAUUAUGGAUCGUGAUGAUAUCUUCAUAUACGAGCUACGCAGACCUCUUGGAGACCAAAACUGGGUGCCUAUCCCUGUCUACAUGAGAGAAAUAAAGCGUUACACUUCUGCUUCAUACUUUAGUCAGAAACAUAUGACUACUUAUGGUCAAGUGUUUGGAUUACCUGUUGUUGUUACUGUCCCAAGAAUAGGUUGUAAAUACAGAUCACUAUAUAAUGUCAUAAUGUCUCAGAUCACUCGUAUGGUCAUUAAACCUGAAAGAGAAAAAGAGGAGAAGAAUACAGGAGCCAAAAAAAGCAAUGAAAUUGUUGAAACUAAUACAAUGCCUAUUGAAAGCAACAAUGACUCUGAUGAGGCUGGAGAGCUAAAAAGAGACAAAAAGUGUGAUUUGUUUCGAUUAGUUAUUUGUAAUUCUUAUGGAUCACAAGAAAUUACUAGAUUAGAAGAUGAUGAUGAAUUCAUAAAACUAUCUAGUCAGACAUAUAUUGGCUGCGACUGGGAAUUUGAAGAUAAAGAGGCUUUUUACAAUGUAAAAGAAGCUAAUGCAUAUGAAGAACAUGAAUCGUAUACUGUUGCCAAGAAGCCUGAGAAACCAACAACAGUGUAUGAUUGCAUGGAUUCAUUUAUGCAUGACAAAGUGCUAGCAGAGGAUGAGUCUUGGUAUUGCCCUAGAUGUAACAAAUUUGUGCAAGCUAAUAGAAAGUUUGAUUUAUGGAAGAUGCCUGCAAUAUUAGUUAUACAUCUUACGAGAUUCUCUGACAAAUUAAACAAGAUUGAGUCAAAAGUUGAAUUCCCUCUUCAGAAAUUAGAUCUUUCUGAUUAUGUGGUAAAUGCAGAAGAGCCCCAGCCACUCUAUGAUCUUUUUGCUGUAUCUAAUCACUAUAGUGGGCAAGGAGGAGGACACUAUACUGCUUCUGCUAAGAACAAAGAUAGUAGGAAGUGGUACAGCUUUGAUGAUAAUAAUGUCUCUGAUGCAUCACCUGAUUCAAUAUGUUCAUCUUCUUCGUAUCUCUUAUUCUAUCAACGAAAGACUGUAUAAAUCAAAGCCACUAUACUAAAACUAGGCUCAGAUUAGUUUUUUUGAAUGUAUUCUCAGUAUUUUUAAUUUGGUGUUGUUUUAGUUAGUUUUAGUUACCUACAUAUUUUUGUAACAAAUAUUUAAGUUAUGUAUUGUAUACUGUCUUUUUUAUUUCAAUUUAGAAGUUGCUCUAACAUGCUAAAACAUGAUCACAGUCCGCCAGGGUUCAAUUUACUUUCAUUUAGUAAUGUUUGUCAACAAUAACAUUGUUGUGUGUUUCAAGUGCUUUGAUACUGAGCUGAUCAAGUUCAGUGUACAAGUUCAUUUCUCAUAAUAGCACUUUUUAUUAAAAUUAAAAUUAAUUGUUGAAAAUCACAUUUUUGUGGUAAAACU
Molecule: messenger RNA, 2355 nt
Organism: Amphimedon queenslandica
Lineage: Eukaryota; Metazoa; Porifera; Demospongiae; Haplosclerida; Niphatidae
Product: ubiquitin carboxyl-terminal hydrolase 4
Exons: 14
Coding region: 115-1983 (622 amino acids)
Biological process (GO): protein deubiquitination
Molecular function (GO): cysteine-type deubiquitinase activity
Source: RefSeq, a predicted model, not a curated record